GCAUACCAGUAUCUUCGCGUCUCCAACGCCUGCUGUGUCGGCAAUGCUGGAAGCUGCGGGGCCAGCUGGGACCUCUAUGAGGUGGAAGUCUAUGGGAGAAGCGACGGAGGGAUCAACAGCAAGAUAUUUCCUUCGGUCGUUUCUGACUCGGGAGUGGGGAAGGGGAGAUCAGCAUCCUUGGCCGUGAACAACAACUUGGAGGACUGGUGGGAAGGCGACUACGACGUAGGUCUCAGCUGCAGCUGCUGGGACGAAUCCAAAGUAGGUGGCCAGUGGAUGGUUCUGGAUUUGGGCGCGCCUGUCCCGGUAUCCAAGAUCCGGAUCCAUCAAGGCGGUUGGGGGAAUGAGUACGCCGUGUCGCAGGUGCAGUUGGAGUGCUCGAACACUCAGAACUUUGUGGAUCCCGCGUUGCGUUUCGAGGUGUCUAAGGAAACCACGACCCUCGAAUGUAACUCCAGCAGUUGCGAGAUCACGGAGUGCCAUGGAAGCAGCUGCUCCUUCGCCUCCUACUGCAACGCUUCUGCAGGCCUGAGCUCGACGGUCUUGAUCUCUUCCCCGUUCUCUCUGCUGGCCAUGGUGCUGGCACUCCUGACGUAG
Messenger RNA from Symbiodinium necroappetens, 597 nucleotides. The record is from the annotation of a GenBank genome assembly. NCBI's taxonomy places the organism in Eukaryota, Dinophyceae, Suessiales, Symbiodiniaceae.